Empidonax traillii (willow flycatcher) is the source of this 685-nucleotide messenger RNA. It is a transcript of the gene CD244, whose product is annotated as CD244 molecule. Lineage: Eukaryota; Metazoa; Chordata; Aves; Passeriformes; Tyrannidae. Gene Ontology annotation, cellular component: external side of plasma membrane. Gene Ontology annotation, molecular function: MHC class I protein binding. The transcript has 3 exons. Gene Ontology annotation, biological process: natural killer cell activation involved in immune response. The annotation marks the transcript as partial. The record is from RefSeq and is a predicted model, not a curated record.
AUGCUCCGGCUCGGGGGUCCCCGGUGCCCCCCGGCGCUGCUGCUGGUGCUGAUGCUGGUGGUGGUCGUGGCCAGCGGUCGAGGAGCUCAGGAGUGCCUGGAAAGGGCUGUGUCCACCUCUGGAGAGCUGGAGCUGCUGCCAGAGAGGGGGGAACAUUUUCCACCUUUUCCACGGGAGUGGAAAUCGGUGGAGUGGAAAGUGAGGAGGGGGGAAGGGAAAUGGAAACGCAUCCUGACAGCCUGGAAGGACGGGCGUGUCUCCUACACCGGCGGUUCUUUCCCUGGGGGAGUUGUUUUCCAGCCAGAAACCCUCUCCCUGAGGAUCUCCCCGGUUAGGGAGGAAGAUAAGGGGGUUUAUAAGGUCGAGUUUGAGGAUCCAUCAGGAAUUGUGACCCAUCUGUCCUUCUGUGUGUCGGUGUGGGAUCCCAUUCCCUGGGCGGAUCUGCAGGCACAGACCCUUCCCUGGGAGCAGGGCUGGUGCAACAUCUCCCUGUCCUGCAGCGUUCCCGCUCCUGGAAAUGUUUCCUACGUCUGGAAGUGCAGUGGGGACCCCCCCGGAGCCCUGGGGCACCCCCAGCCCCGGCUGUUCCUGCAGGUGCCUGUAGAUGGUGGUGCCACCAUCUGCCUCUGCAAUGUCAGCAACCCCGUGAGCUGGAGCUCGGCCAGCGCUGACAUCGUGGCUCUCU